Messenger RNA from Aplysia californica (California sea hare), 2493 nucleotides. RefSeq lists its product as uncharacterized. Lineage: Eukaryota; Metazoa; Mollusca; Gastropoda; Aplysiida; Aplysiidae. The record is from RefSeq and is a predicted model, not a curated record. Gene Ontology annotation, molecular function: protein binding.
AGGACCUUUAAGUCGUACCAGUGUCUACAGUUAUUGCUCGGCGCAUGCGUCGUGCUUCUUUCUGCAACGAUAAUCCCAGCGUCCAGCGUUUACCCGGUAACUGUACAGCUUAACGAUGGAAGUUCAUGUGGCCUCGAAGUGAACUUGUUUCUGUACUCUGACCUGUUGGUCACUAUGCGUCCUGGAAAAAUCCCUAACGGUAAUUACUCCUGCUCCUUGACAGUCAAAGGCGUUUACUUCAUAUAUCCCCAAGUGGUCAAAAUGAGGGCGCGUUUCAGAAGCUACAGCAUGAACUCUUCAUACCGGAAUCAGUGCGAGCAUGGUAAUAACAUACAAUCAAUUGAGAUUAUUUCGCCAAACGGCACUGGGUUACCACCAUUUUGUGGCAAAAUCAAACCCUCUGGGUUCUUUGAUUUAGAGCAGUACGCAGAGAUUCGUGUUUCGAGUACUCGUAGAUAUGGUCAUGACUCUUCUAUAGACGCGCCUCAGUUCGACAUUUUGAUAACGCCAAUUGUGAUCCGAAGCAAGCUUAAGUCGGAGACGUGCCCGACAAAGGAUUAUAUCGACUGUAAACUUGACGACGCCUGUUUACCCAGAAGUCUCGUUUGUAACGGGGUUGACGACUGUGGCAAUGGCGUCGACGAGACCGGAUGUAGUAGCCCUCACCAUGACGACUAUAGCAGCAUCAGUAUUGGGGAAGAAGUUGGCAUUGCUGCUGUCUGUUUUGUAAUGUUUGUGAUCAUUGUGGUUGUUGUCCUGAUUUUUUACAGGCGCUAUAAACGCCGCAUUUCGUACCAAACGAUUAAUAAUUAACAAUCAAUUUUUAGAUUGAUCUGAGGAUUCCUCCAUAGUAAUAUACUGACGAGCAAAAGAAAGUGAGCACCCUACGUUCUGUGCAUUAUUUCCGUUCUUUACCGUAGUAAUGCCGUAUUGCCAAUGAAUUUUGAAAGGUUUGCCAUUUUUCAAUAAAUGCAGACAAAAAACCUAAGAAAAACGAUCAAAAGCACACCUUUUAUUAUAAAUUAAGAACACCGAUUCAAAUGUGCAAAAUCCCAGAAUUAGUAACGGGUGUAACUCCCACCAGCAUUGAUGACUACAGUACAUCUCCGCUUCAUGGAUUGCACAUGUCGUUGGAUAAAUUGCUGGGGAAUAUUAUUCCAAGCAUCAAUUAUUAAUGAUUGCUGCAGUUGUGGGAUUGUCGUUGGGGGUGGUCGAAGGGUGCGAAUUUCCUUGUCCAUCGUGUCCCAGAGGUGCUCAAUCACGUUUAAAUAUGGGGAUAAUACUGGCAACGGUGUUAUAACAUAUACGUCAUUUUUGUUGUAAGAAUCUCUGGGUAACAAAGGCACGGUGUGCUGCUGCAUUGUCCUGCUGGAUCACAAGAUUGUUCCUGUGGCGAGCCAGAAACGGCAGAAGGUGUGGAUAGAGAACGUUAUUGGUGUAUCUCUGGGCAGUCAGAUUACCGUCGAUAAUGACUAAAUCGAAUUUAUCAGUACUGGUGAUGGAUUCCCGUACCAUAAUGCUACGUUUGUCAGCAACAGCACUGACCCACUGAGAUAAGUAACGUUCAUGACGUCUCCGGUAGACUUUCAGCCUUCCAUCGUGGCGAUCCAAAAGAAAUCUGGACUUGUCAGAAAAUAUAACUCUGUUCCACUGGUGGUUUAGCCAUCGCCGAUGCAGACGUACCCAGUUGAGUCAGGCAUGACGGUGUCUUUGGAGGAGUCGAGUGCGUCGAGGUGGGUGUCGGGCAACGAUUCCGUGGGCUUUCAAGUGUCGACGAACGGUGAAGCGGCUGAUUGGUCUAUACACAGGCCGAUCUCUGGCAGUUUUAGAAGCUGUUUGAAACCGAUCCCGCAAGUGUGGAACUCUGAUUCGAUUGUCUUCAACAAAAGUAGUGACACGAGGACGACCAGACCUUGGAGUGUCACUAAUCGAACCACUUGCUUUGAAGUGUAUCCUCAGCUUUUGGAUAGUAUCUCUCUUCACAUUGAAAGCUCUAGCGACAGAAGAAACCGUCGCAUUAGCUCUCAGCAUGCCAAUAGCUUCUUGACGUUGCGCAUCACUGAGACGAGGCAUCGUAUUAAAAAAAAAAUUGAAAAGUACAAACCCAAAACUUUUGACGGCCUUUAACUCCUUUACUGCUAAGAUGUUUCCAUCUAUGUUUAUACUGACAAAAUGAAAUGUCCUUUCAAGGAAACUGUUCAAAGCCAUCAAAUCUUUCCCCUUUUCAUGAGUAAGAAACUACAAACGGUGGCUCUACGUCCUAAAAAGUAUUGUACAAAUCAGCAGAGAAACAUGCCCGUGAACAAGUUUUAGAGCACACACAAGAACAUACAAGUACGUCGACACAGCAGUGAAGAGGUUAAGCUGACACACGUUGAAGUGUGUAACGGAAAAAGAAUAAAAAGUAAAGACAUUUUGUAAACUUUCAAGAAAAAACGAUAACACACGUUUUUGUCCAAACGUGUUUGUAAACAAUUUUUAUAACAAAAAAAA